Messenger RNA from Exophiala spinifera, 537 nucleotides. RefSeq lists its product as uncharacterized. NCBI's taxonomy places the organism in Eukaryota, Fungi, Ascomycota, Eurotiomycetes, Chaetothyriales, Herpotrichiellaceae. The record is from RefSeq and is a predicted model, not a curated record. The transcript has a single exon. Bases 1 to 537 code for a protein of 178 amino acids.
AUGGCUCUUGAAAUGCCCGUCCGCAGCUGGACAAAGCACCGUUACCUCAUAUCCACGGACCCGUCACUCAUUCCGCUCGACGCGCUCAACGACAUUUUUGCGUCCGGUGAGUUCCACUGGGGGAAACCACUACCACUCGACCACCUCGAGAUAUUCGUGCAGAGGUCUCUGUGCUUCGCGCUCUAUGAUACUGCCGCGAGUGCGGGCAGCGGUGCACGACAAGAACCCUCCGGCGCUGGCGGGCCAGGCCAGCGGCGAAGACUGAUAGGGUUUGCGCGCUGGAUCACUGACAUGGUGACCGUCAACUACCUGACCGACGUGUACAUUGUGCCCGAGCACAGAGGCAAGAGGCUGGGGGUGUGGAUGAUGGAGUGCAUCGACGACAUGUUCAAGGGCAUGCCGCAUCUCAGAGGCAUGAUCCUGAUCGCGGACCGUGGAAGCAGUACCGAGUCCCUUUACAGGAGACACUUGAGCAUGGUUGAGCUGGCAAGUCCGAGCUUCUGUAUGGAUCGCAAGGGCCAGGGAUCGUCACACUGA